AAAAAACUUAUAACUCAUAACUUUUAAAUUUUAACUUAUUACUAAAGAAGUAAAAGUUUUAAGAAACUGCAAACAUGCCCGUAAUCCGAGUAAGGGAUACUAGGCACGCCAUAAAGAAAAGUUUUCACGAGCCUGACUACGUGUAGGAUCAUGCUUCUCUAGCAUGCAAGGAGAACGCCACAUAAUCUAUGAUAUCCGACACGCGUGCCUAUCCCACAUUUUUCUAUUUAGCAGCAACCAAAAACGAAAGACAAAUAGUGUGAAAAAGGAAAACUAGAAAGAAGAGAGGAGAGAAAUGGACACCCAGAAACAGACAAUAAGAGAGCAUGCGGAGAAGGGGAGGCAACAAACAGAAGGUAACAAGGAGGAAUGUGGAGUUUGUUUCGAAAGCACGACAAAGACGACGGCAAUUGAUCCGCUAGCAAAGGUGGUGAUAAGUGAAUCCAUCAUCAAAUGAUGGGAGUAAAGACGAUAAGGCCGG
Molecule: messenger RNA, 481 nt
Organism: Rubroshorea leprosula
Lineage: Eukaryota; Viridiplantae; Streptophyta; Magnoliopsida; Malvales; Dipterocarpaceae
Source: the annotation of a GenBank genome assembly